AUGGCCAACGUUGUGCCGCAGGCUGAUAUCCUGCGUGAGAGUUUAGCUGAAGUGGUUCAGGCUGCAAAGGUCCCGGCCAAGCGUCGAGGAGCUCCCAUCAAAUCUACUGUCGAGACCUUGGCCUCAGAGUGCUACGGAAAUGGCGUUCUACCGGACGCGUUGACGGAACUAAUAGAUCUCAUCGUCGCCCCUAGCCACCUUGACCAGGCAAGUUUGAACAGUCUGAUUAAGAACCUAUAUCCCGUCACGCGUAUCGAUGGUGAUAUCAUCAUCAAGGUCGUAGGCUGUCUGGGACAUGGCGCUCUCAAACCUUCACUUGCCAUCCAGGCAGCACUUCUCAGGUGGAUCAUCAUGGUCUAUCACACUAUAGAGAAGCAAGACAUCCUGUCCAAGGUAUAUGCAGUCUUGUUCAACUUGCUUGACACUGCAGCUAUCAGACUUGCGUUGAGUAGGCAGACAGGAAAUGACCCUGCGCUGACCGGUCUACUUCGGGUCUUCAAAGAUUAUUACCCCGAGAUCAUUGUGGGGGACGCAACUCGGGGCAAGGCAUCCUCUUUCAAGCACCCAGAUCCUCAAUGGCGAGAGCGAUUAGAUGAGAUCCAGCAAGCACAUGCGCGAUCUUUGGAAGACCGUGACCAACCCAAGGACGCUUUCCGAGUAGCUCGACACAUCAACAAUGCUGGACAAAGCAAAAGGCCGCCGGUUGUACCAGAAGUGCAUACAUCGCAUGCACAGGAAAACUCCGUAACACUAGAGGAGAUCGAGAAUGUGGAUGGGUUGGUCAAAGCACUGGAGACCGUUGAACUGCCCAAUCAGCUCAUUUCAGUGCUUGGUGAUCCUCUGCUGCAGAAAUUGAUGCUGUUAAAGCCGGACCCUAUCUCUCACUUGCGCAUCAGCAAUUGGCUCGAUGCGUAUGGUCAAGAUGUGCUUGAUGGUGGGGAUGAAGGUGCUGGCGAAGUUGCCAGCUUCCUCGAGAUACUGCAACAAUACGCCGCAAACACUAAGAAUCUUCCCCCAAUAGUAUUGUCCUUCUUCGCCUCAUAUUUGAAGACCUGGAACGGCCACGACUCAAGGGAUUGCAUUCUCCAGACUCUCAUGUACACACCGGUUCCUACAGACGAUUUUCCUGAACUAUACAGCCGGAUACUGUCUCUUUUAGAGAUCAAGGUUCUCAACGGAACUGCUGGGUCCCAAUUAGUCAUGCUGAAGUACUACAACGGUUUGCUCCAGCAUUGGAUCACUAUCCUGCAGUCUGACGAUGUCGAAUCGUUGUCGACCGGAGCAGUCUCGGAUCUUGUCACUCAUGUGAAUAAGCUCUGCCUAACGGUUGUACAAACCUCGUCCAGCACCGCGGCACAUUCAAUUAUUCUGGAUUUUUAUGAACAGGCUGCGUAUCUCGCAUCAAAUCCCAGACUCAAUCAACACAUCCGAAUCGUGAUCCCGCCUACCGCUCUAGUCUACACGCUCCACUUCAGCUCAUCGCCGGUCACAUUAUCACGACUGUGUGGCGUGCUCGCUCAGUACAAGGAAGGGUUCCAGGCCGCUACUGGCUCGUCUCGGUCGUCAUACCCUCCGGAGUACAUCAAUGUAUUCAAUGGUUUCCUGAUGGAUAUUUGCAAUUGUCUUUGGCGAUCAAGGGCUUUCAAUGCCAAGGACUCCAACUCACACGCCUGCCUCAUGCCAGACAACGUCAUCAGAGACCUGGCAACACACGUGUCUGCCGUACGAAAAGGCAGCGAACUGACUUCUCUGUUCACGUUAUCCACAUCUUCAGUACUCGGAUCUCUAGCUACGGCAUAUCUUCGCGAGCUAGAAGAAUUGGAGAUGGAGCAGGGCACAGGCGACCUCGAUCUCAGACAUGCCGGGCCUGUCACCAGGAAGAGCUUGGUAGAUCUCGGCAGAAACGGAGGUGUGAGUCUGACCUGGGACGAGUAUCGCCAGGGUGUUUUAGGUUAUCUUGAGCAGCAAGGAAUGACCGGGGUUGGACGAUUGAUGCAUAACACGAUGACGACACUGAUGAAGAGGAGCUGA
Messenger RNA from Neoarthrinium moseri, 2031 nucleotides. RefSeq lists its product as uncharacterized. The transcript has 7 exons. Gene Ontology annotation, cellular component: kinetochore; cytosol; nuclear body. Lineage: Eukaryota; Fungi; Ascomycota; Sordariomycetes; Amphisphaeriales; Apiosporaceae. The coding region runs from base 1 to 2031 and encodes 676 amino acids. The record is from RefSeq and is a predicted model, not a curated record.